CCCCAUCGCUGCACCCGCCACCCGGGAGGGGCCGGAGCCGGAGCCGCUGCCUCUCUCUGGAACCGGAGGGGACCCCCCCGUGCCCCCCACCCCCGCCAGAAGCCGCGGGGGGUCGCUGCCUGUGCCCUGGCUCGCGCUUAGCUCCUUGCACGGGGGGGGGGCUGCUGCUGCAAACGCAAACCCCUCUCUUUGCAAAGCAGGGCUGAGACCCCCCCACCCCGCUCUGUCCUUUCCCCAGCCUUGCUGCUGCUGCUGGCCGCUCUCCCCUUCUGGGCUGGGAGAGGAGGCGGAGGCGGAGGAGGGGGGGGCUCUUUCCUCCUUCCCCUAUUUGUGUUGGAUGGUGGUGGAAGGGCUGAGCACUCCCCCCCCGUGGAGGAAGGGGAGACGGAGCGCAGGAGAGGAGGUGAAGCGGCUGCGAGCCUGCCCGGCCGUGUCUAGCGAGAGCCCGGCUCUCCCAGGCUCGCCCAGCCAUGCUGGCCCCCGGGGCAGAGGUGCUGGCGGCGACCCUGCUGAUCUCGUUGGGAUUUUUGCACACGCUGGCCGGGAUCGGGCCCAUCUCUGCCCUUGACGCACCGAAGACAUGUAGCCCUAAACAGUUUGCAUGCAAAGAUCAGAUUACGUGCAUAUCUAAGGGCUGGAGAUGUGAUGGAGAGAAAGACUGUCCCGACGGAUCCGAUGAAUCUCCCGAUAUAUGUCCGCAGAGCAAGGUGUCGCGGUGCCAACCCAAUGAGCAUAACUGCCUGGGCACAGAGCUGUGCAUACCCAUGAGCAAGCUGUGCAACGGCCUUCAGGACUGCUUCGAUGGCUCGGACGAGGGGUCGCACUGCCGGGAGUUUCUGGCCAACUGCUCGGCCCUGGGGUGCCAGCUCCACUGCGUCCCGACGCUCGUCGGACCCACCUGCUUCUGCAACAGCUCCUUCCAGCUGGCCGAGGACAGGAAGAGCUGCAAAGACUUGGAUGAGUGCACCAUCUAUGGGACCUGCAGUCAGACGUGCACGAACACGGAGGGCUCCUACACGUGCAGCUGCGUCGAGGGCUAUCUCCUGCAGCCCGAUAACCGAUCCUGCAAAGCUAAGAACGAGCCCGUGGACCGGCCCCCGGUGCUGCUCAUCGCCAACUCUCAGAACAUCCUGGCCACCUACCUGAGCGGUGGCCCUGUGCCCAACAUCACCCCCACCAGCACCAAGCAGACCACCGCCAUGGACUUCAACUACAUUGAGGACACGGUGUGCUGGGUCCACGUGGGCGACAGCGCCUCCCAGACCAUCCUCAAGUGCGCCAAGAUCCCCAACCUGAAGGGCUUUGUGGAGGAGCGCUCCAUCAACAUCUCCCUCAGCCUGCACCACGUGGAGCAGAUGGCCAUCGACUGGCUCACCGGCAACUUCUACUUUGUGGACGACAUCGACGACCGGAUCUUUGUCUGCAACAGGAACGGGGACACCUGCGUCACGCUGCUCGACCUGGAGCUGUACAACCCCAAGGGCAUCGCGCUGGACCCGGCCAUGGGAAAAGUCUUCUUCACCGACUAUGGGCAGAUCCCCAAGGUGGAGCGCUGCGACAUGGACGGGCAGAACCGCACCAAGCUGGUGGACAGCAAGAUCGUCUUCCCCCAUGGCAUCACCUUGGACCUGGUCAGCCGGCUGGUGUACUGGGCCGACGCCUACCUGGACUACAUCGAGGUGGUGGACUACGAGGGCAAGAACCGGCACACCAUCAUCCAGGGCAUCUUGAUUGAGCAUCUCUACGGCCUGACCGUCUUCGAGAACUACCUCUACGCCACCAAUUCGGACAACGCCAACGCCCAGCAGAAAACCAGCGUCAUACGGGUCAACCGCUUCAACAGCACCGAGUACCAGGUGGUCACCCGGGUGGACAAGGGGGGAGCCCUGCAUAUCUACCACCAGCGACGGCAGCCCACAGUGCGGAGCCACGCCUGUGAACCAGACCAGUUCGGCAAACCUGGAGGCUGCUCUGACAUCUGCCUCCUCGGGAACAGCCACAAGACCCGGACCUGCCGGUGCCGAUCUGGAUUCAGCUUGGGCAGCGACGGGAAGUCUUGCAAAAAGCCGGAGCACGAGCUGUUCCUGGUGUACGGGAAGGGUCGCCCCGGCAUCAUCCGGGGCAUGGACACAGGUGCCAAGGUACCGGACGAACACAUGAUCCCCAUCGAGAACCUGAUGAAUCCUCGGGCCCUGGAUUUCCACGCCGAGACUGGCUUCGUCUACUUCGCCGACACCACCAGCUACCUGAUAGGGCGCCAGAAGAUCGACGGGACGGAGCGCGAGACCAUCCUGAAAGAUGGCAUCCACAACGUGGAAGGGAUUGCCGUGGACUGGAUGGGGAACAACCUGUACUGGACGGACGACGGCCCCAAGAAGACCAUCAGUGUGGCGCGGCUGGAGAAGGCCGCCCAGACCAGGAAGACGUUGAUCGAAGGGAAGAUGACUCACCCCAGAGCCAUCGUGGUGGAUCCCUUGAAUGGCUGGAUGUACUGGACUGACUGGGAGGAGGACCCCAAGGACAGUAAGAGGGGCAAGAUUGAGCGGGCCUGGAUGGACGGCUCCAACCGCAACGUCUUCAUCACCUCCAAGACGGUGCUGUGGCCCAACGGGCUGAGCCUGGACAUCCCGGCCAAGGUCCUCUACUGGGUGGACGCCUUCUACGACCGCAUCGAGAUGAUCUUUCUGAACGGCACCGAGCGCAAGAUUGUCUACGAGGGCCCGGAGCUGAACCACGCCUUUGGACUCUGCCAUUACAGCAGCUUCCUCUUCUGGACUGAGUACCGGAGUGGCAGCAUCUACCGGCUGGACCAGGUGACCAAGGCCGUCACCCUGCUGCGCAACGAGCGCCCGCCCAUCUUUGAGAUCCGCAUGUACGACGCCCAGCAGCAGCAAGUGGGCACCAACGACUGCCGUGUCAACAACGGGGGCUGCAGCAGCCUGUGUCUGGCCAUCCCCCGGGGCCGCCAGUGCGCCUGUGCCCAAGACCAGAUCCUGGGGCCCGACUCCGUCACCUGCCAAGCCAACCCGUCCUACGUCCCCCCUCCGCAGUGCCAGCCUGGGGAGUUUGCCUGCAAGAACAACCGCUGCAUCCAGGAGCGCUGGAAAUGCGAUGGGGACAACGACUGCCUGGACAACAGCGACGAGGCGCUGGAGCUCUGCCACGAGCACACCUGCCCCUCGGACCGCUUCAAGUGCGAGAACAACCGCUGCAUCCCCAACCGCUGGCUCUGCGACGGCGACAACGACUGUGGCAACAACGAGGACGAAUCCAACUCCACCUGCUCUGCUCGGACCUGCCCCCCCAACCAGUUCUCCUGCGCCAGCGGCCGCUGCAUCCCCAUCUCCUGGACCUGCGAUCUGGACGACGAUUGUGGGGAUCGCUCGGAUGAGUCAGCUUCCUGCGCUUACCCCACCUGCUUCCCCUUGACCCAGUUCACCUGCACCAACGGGCGCUGCAUAAACAUCAACUGGAGAUGCGACAAUGACAACGAUUGCGGGGACAACAGCGACGAGGCCGGCUGCAGCCACUCCUGCUCCAGCAACCAGUUCAAGUGCAACAGCGGGCGCUGCAUCCCCGUGCACUGGACCUGCGACGGUGACAACGACUGCGGGGACUACAGCGAUGAGACCCAUGCCAACUGCACCAACCAGGCCACCCGCCCGCCCGGGGGCUGCCACACGGAUGAAUUCCAAUGCCGGCUGGAUGGGCUGUGCAUCCCCAUGCGCUGGCGCUGUGACGGCGACACCGACUGCAUGGACUCCAGCGAUGAGAAGAGCUGCGAGGGCGUCACGCACGUCUGCGACCCCAACGUCAAGUUCGGCUGCAAGGACUCUGCCCGGUGCAUCAGCAAGGCCUGGGUGUGCGACGGAGACAGCGACUGCGAGGACAACUCGGACGAGGAGAACUGCGAGUCGCUGGUGUGCAAGCCGCCCUCCCACACCUGCGCCAACAACACCUCUGUGUGCCUGCCGCCCGAGAAGCUGUGCGACGGCACCGACGACUGCGGCGACGGCUCUGACGAGGGCGAGCUGUGUGACCAGUGCUCUCUGAACAACGGCGGCUGCAGCCACAACUGCACGGUGGCCCCGGGCGAGGGCAUCGUCUGCUCCUGCCCGCUGGGUAUGGAGCUGGGCGCCGACAACCGGACCUGCCAGAUCCAGAGCUACUGCGCCAAGCACCUCAAGUGCAGCCAGAAGUGUGAGCAGGACAAAUACAACGUCAAGUGCUCCUGCUACGAGGGCUGGAUGCUGGAGCCCGACGGCGAGAGCUGCCGCAGCCUGGACCCCUUCAAGCCAUUCAUCAUCUUCUCGAACCGCCACGAGAUCCGGCGCAUCGACCUGCAGAAGGGCGACUACAGUGUUCUGGUGCCUGGCCUGCGUAACACCAUCGCCCUGGACUUCCACCUCAACCAGAGCUCCCUGUACUGGACGGACGUGGUGGAGGACAAGAUCUACCGGGGGAAGCUGCUGGAGAACGGGGCUCUCACCAGCUUCGAGGUGGUGAUCCAGUACGGACUGGCUACGCCCGAGGGCCUGGCCGUGGACUGGAUCGCCGGCAACAUCUACUGGGUGGAGAGCAACCUGGACCAGAUCGAGGUGGCCAAGCUGGACGGCACCAUGCGCACCACGCUGCUGGCUGGGGACAUCGAGCAUCCGCGCGCCAUCGCCCUCGACCCCCGCUACGGCAUCCUGUUCUGGACGGACUGGGACGCCAGCCUGCCCCGCAUUGAGGCAGCUUCCAUGAGCGGCCAGGGCCGGCGCACCAUCCACAAGGAGACGGGCUCGGGGGGGUGGCCCAACGGCCUGACCGUCGACUACCUGGAGAAACGCAUCCUCUGGAUCGACGCCAGGUCGGACGCCAUCUACUCGGCGCUGUACGACGGCUCGGGGCACAUGGAGGUGCUGCGGGGCCACGAGUACCUGUCCCACCCUUUUGCCGUCACCCUGUACGGCGGCGAGGUCUACUGGACCGACUGGCGCACCAACACCCUGGCCAAGGCCAACAAGUGGACGGGCCACAACGUCACCGUGGUGCAGAGAACCAACACGCAGCCCUUCGACCUGCAGGUCUAUCACCCGUCCCGCCAGCCGCUGGCUCCCAACCCCUGCGAGGCCAACGGGGGCAAAGGACCCUGCUCCCACCUUUGCUUGAUCAACUACAACCAGUCUUCCUCUUGCGCCUGCCCCCACCUCAUGAAGCUGGACAAGGACAACACCACGUGUUAUGAGCUGAAGAAGUUCCUGCUGUACGCGCGGCAGAUGGAGAUCCGAGGCGUGGACAUCGACAACCCCUACUACAACUACAUCAUCUCCUUCACCGUGCCCGACAUCGACAACGUCACGGCCGUGGACUAUGACGCCCCGGAGCAGCGCAUCUACUGGUCCGACGUCCGCACCCAGACCAUCAAACGAGCCUUCAUCAAUGGCACUGGCGUGGAGACCGUUGUCUCGGCAGACCUGCCCAAUGCUCAUGGCCUCUCUGUGGAUUGGGUUUCCAGAAACCUCUUCUGGACCAGCUACGACGCCAACCGGAAGCAGAUCAACGUGGCCCGGCUGGACGGCUCCUUCAAGAACGCCGUGAUCCAGGGGCUGGAAAAGCCCCACUGCCUGGUGGUUCACCCACUCCAAGGGAAGCUCUACUGGACGGACGGGGACAACAUCAGCAUUGCCAACAUGGACGGUAGCAACCGCAGCUUCCUCUUCACCAACCAGAGAGGACCUGUCGGCCUGGCCAUCGACUAUCCGGAGAACAAGCUUUACUGGAUCAGCUCCGGUGCCGGCACCAUCAACCGGUGCAACCUGGACGGCAGCGGCCUGGAGGUCCUGGAGGCCAUGAAGAGCCAGCUGAGCAAGGCGACUGCGCUGGCCAUCAUGGGCGACAAGCUGUGGUGGGCCGACCAGGCCUCGGAGAAGAUGGGCACCUGCAACAAGAAGGACGGGACGGGAGCCGUCGUCCUGCGUAACAGCACCACGCUGGUCAUGCACAUGAAGGUCUAUGAUGAGAGCGUCCAGCAUGGUACCAACCCCUGCAGCGUGAACAAUGGUGACUGCUCGCAGCUCUGCCUGCCCACCUCGCCCACCACCCGCUCCUGCAUGUGCACGGCCGGCUACAGCCUCAAGAGCGGGCAGCAGUCCUGCGAGGGCGUGGGCUCCUUCCUGCUGUAUUCGGUGCACGAGGGGAUCCGCGGCAUCCCUCUGGAUCCCAACGACAAGUCGGAUGCCCUGGUGCCCGUGUCUGGGACCUCGCUGGCCGUGGGGAUCGAUUUCCAUGCGGAGAACGAUACCAUCUACUGGGUGGACAUGGGGCUCAGCACCAUCAGCCGGGCCAAGCGUGACCAGACGUGGCGGGAGGACGUGGUCACCAACGGGAUCGGGCGCGUGGAAGGCAUCGCAGUGGACUGGAUCGCAGGAAACAUCUACUGGACAGACCAAGGCUUCGACGUCAUCGAGGUGGCCAGGCUGAACGGGUCGUUCCGCUACGUCGUCAUCUCGCAGGGACUGGACAAGCCUCGGGCCAUCACGGUGCACCCGGAGAAAGGGUACCUGUUCUGGACUGAGUGGGGCCAGUACCCCCGCAUUGAACGCUCCCGCCUGGAUGGAACAGAACGGAUGGUCCUGGUCAAUGUGAGCAUCAGCUGGCCCAACGGGAUAUCAGUCGACUACCAGGACGGGAAGCUGUACUGGUGCGACGCUCGGACGGACAAGAUCGAACGGAUCGACCUGGAGACGGGCGAGAACAGGGAGGUCGUCCUGUCCAGCAACAACAUGGACAUGUUCUCGGUGUCGGUCUUCGAGGAUUACAUCUACUGGAGCGACCGGACCCAUGCGAAUGGAUCCAUCAAAAGGGGCAGCAAGGACAACGCCACGGAGUCGGUGUCUCUGAGGACCGGGAUAGGGGUGCAGCUGAAGGACAUCAAAGUGUUCAACCAAGCCAGGCAAAAGGGCACCAAUGUCUGUGCCCAGAACAAUGGCGGCUGCCAGCAGCUGUGCCUGUUCCGUGGCAACGGGCAACGGACGUGCGCCUGCGCCCACGGCAUGCUCGCCGAGGAUGGGGUGAGCUGCCGGGACUACGACGGCUACCUGCUCUACUCCGAGCGCACCAUCCUCAAGAGCAUCCACCUGUCGGACGAGAGCAACCUCAACGCGCCCGUCAAACCCUUCGAGGACGCCGAGCACAUGAAGAAUGUCAUCGCCUUGGCCUUUGACUACCGCGCCGGUGCUGCCGGCAGCAACCGCAUCUUCUACAGCGACAUCCACUUCGGCAACAUCCAGCAGAUCAGCGACGACGGCACUGGGCGCAAGACCAUCGUGGAGAAUGUGGGCUCAGUGGAGGGGCUGGCGUACCACCGGGGCUGGGACACGCUGUACUGGACCAGCUACACCACGUCCACCAUCACGCGGCACACGGUGGAUCAGAGCCACUUGGGGGCCUUCGAGCGGGAGACGGUCAUCACCAUGUCGGGAGACGAUCACCCCCGAGCCUUCGUGUUGGACGAGUGCCAGAACCUGAUGUUUUGGACCAACUGGAACGAGCAGCAUCCCAGCAUCAUGCGAGCCACCCUGGCUGGCGCCAAUGUCCUCAUCAUCAUCGACCAAGACAUCCGGACGCCCAACGGGCUGGCCAUCGACCACAAGGCCGAGAAGAUCUACUUCUCCGACGCCACGCUGGACAAGAUCGAGCGCUGCGAGUACGACGGGUCCCACCGCUACGUGAUCCUGAAAUCGGAGCCAGUGCACCCCUUUGGCCUGGCCGUCUACGGCGACUACAUCUUCUGGACGGACUGGGUGCGCCGGGCCGUGCAGCGCGCCAACAAGUACGUGGGCACAGACAUGAAGCUGCUCCGUGUGGACAUCCCCCAGCAACCCAUGGGCAUCAUCGCCGUGGCCAACGACACCAACAGCUGCGAGCUGUCCCCCUGCAGGGUGAACAACGGGGGCUGCCAGGACCUGUGCCUGCUAACCCCCAAGGGGCACGUCAACUGCUCCUGCCGGGGCGAGCGGGUCCUGCAGGAAGAUUUCACCUGCAAAGCCCUCAACUCCACCUGCAACGUGCAUGAGUUCGAGUGUGGGAACGGGGAGUGCAUCGACUACAGCCGCACCUGCGACGGCACCGCGCACUGCAAGGACAAGUCCGACGAGAAGCAGUCCUACUGCAGCAGCCGCAAGUGUAAGAAGGGCUUUCUGCACUGCAUGAAUGGGCGCUGCGUGGCCAACGCGUACUGGUGCAACGGCAUGGACGACUGCGGGGACAACUCAGAUGAAGUGCCCUGUAACAAGACCAGUUGCGCGGUGACGGAGUUCCGGUGCCGGGACGGGAGCUGCAUCGGGAACUCGAGCCGCUGUAACCAAUUCAUUGACUGCCAGGACGCGUCGGACGAGAUGAACUGCAGUGCCACCGACUGCAGCAGCUACUUCAAGCUGGGGGUGAAAGGCCUGGCAUUCCAGAAGUGCGAGCACACGUCGCUGUGCUACGCCCCGUCCUGGGUGUGCGACGGAGCCAACGACUGCGGCGACUACUCAGACGAGCAGAACUGCCCAGGAGUGAGGAAACCCAAGUGCCCGGCUAAUUACUUCGCCUGCCCGAGUGGGAGGUGUAUCCCCAUGACCUGGACAUGCGAUAAGGAGGACGACUGUGAGAAUGGCGAAGACGAGACACAUUGCAAUAAAUUCUGCUACCCCGUGCAGUUCGAAUGCAACAACCACCGCUGCAUCUCCAAGCUGUGGGUGUGCGACGGAGCGGACGACUGCGGGGAUGGCUCCGACGAAGACAGCCGCUGCCGGCUGACCACCUGCAGCUCGGGGUCCUUCCAGUGCCCGGGAACAUACGUGUGCGUGCCAGAGCGCUGGCUCUGCGACGGUGACAAGGACUGUGCCGACGGCUCUGACGAGUCCCUAGCUGCUGGCUGCUUGUACAACAGCACGUGUGACGAGCGGGAGUUUAUGUGUGCCAACCGCCAGUGCAUCCCCAAGCACUUCGUCUGCGACCACGACGACGACUGCGGCGAUGGCUCCGACGAGUCCCUGGAGUGCGAGUACCCGACCUGUGGCCCGCACGAGUUCCGCUGCGCCAAUGGCCGCUGCCUCAGCAACAGCCAGUGGCAGUGCGACGGGGAAUUCGACUGCCACGACCAUUCGGACGAGGCGCCCAAGAACCCGCGCUGCACCAGCUCCGAGAGCAAGUGCAACGACUCGUUCUUCCUGUGCAAGAACGGGCGGUGCGUGCCCGAGGCCCUGCUGUGUGACAACAACGACGACUGUGCCGACGGCUCCGAUGAGCUGAACUGCUUCCUCAAUGAGUGUCUCAACAAGAAGCUGAGCGGCUGCUCCCAGGAGUGUGAGGACCUCAAGAUCGGCUAUAAGUGUAGAUGCCGGCCUGGGUACAGACUGAAAGAUGAUGGAAAAACCUGCAUCGACAUUGACGAGUGCACCACCACCUACCCCUGCAGCCAGAAAUGUAUCAACACACUGGGAAGCUUCAAGUGCCUCUGCAUAGAGGGCUACAAACUAAAGCCUGACCACCCAACCAGCUGCAAAGCCCUCACAGACGAAGAGCCCUUCCUCAUCUUCGCCAACCGCUACUACCUGAGGAAACUCAACCUGGACGGCUCCAACUACACGCUGCUCAAACAGGGGCUGAACAAUGCCGUGGCUCUGGACUUCGACUACAGGGAGCAGAUGAUCUACUGGACAGAUGUCACCACGCAGGGCAGCAUGAUCCGCCGCAUGCACAUUAACGGGAGUAACGUCCAGGUCCUUCACCGCACCGGUCUCAGCAACCCCGAUGGACUGGCCGUGGACUGGGUGGGCGGGAACCUGUACUGGUGCGACAAGGGCAGGGACACCAUCGAGGUGUCAAAGCUGAACGGGGCCUACCGCACGGUUCUGGUGAACUCGGGGCUGCGGGAACCAAGGGCGCUGGUGGUGGACGUGCAGAACGGUUACCUGUACUGGACGGACUGGGGCGACCACUCCCUGACCGGCAAGAUCGGGAUGGACGGCACCAACCGGAGUGUCAUCGUAGACAAGAUCACCUGGCCCAACGGCCUCACGGACUACAUCAACAGCCGCAUUUACUGGGCCGAUGCCCGAGAGGACUACAUUGAGUUUGCCAGUCUGGACGGCUCCAACCGGCACAUCGUGCGAGCCAGGACCAUCCCGCACAUCUUUGCCUCACCCUACUUUGAGGACUACAUACUGGACCGAUGGGAGACCAAGUCCAUCAACGAGCUCACAAGACCACCGGGGCCAAACAAGUCCAUGCUGAUCAGCACAUUGCGGCCCAUGGACAUCCACAUCUACCAUGCCUACCGCCAGACGGACGCGCACUCUCCUCUCCCCAGUCCCCAGCACCCCUGCAAAACCAACAACGGCGGCUGUAGCAACCUGUGUCUCCUGUCCCCGGGCGGCACGCACAAGUGCGCCUGCCCCACCAACUUCUACCUGGGCGGCGAUGGCAAGACCUGCGUCUCCAACUGCACGGCCAGCCAGUUUGUUUGCAAGAAUGACAAGUGCAUCCCUUUCUGGUGGAAAUGCGACACAGAGGACGACUGCGGGGACCGCUCGGACGAGCCCGAGGAUUGCCCUGAAUUCAAGUGCCGCCCAGGACAGUUCCAGUGCUCCACCGGGAUCUGCACCAACCCGGCCUUCAUCUGCGACGGAGACAACGACUGCCAGGACAACUCGGACGAGGCCAACUGCGAUAUCCAUGUCUGCCUGCCCAGCCAGUUCAAAUGCACCAACACCAACCGCUGCAUCCCUGGGAUCUUCCGUUGCAAUGGGCAGGACAACUGCGGGGACGGCGAGGACGAGAAGGAUUGUCCGGAGGUGACCUGCGCCCCCAAUCAGUUCCAGUGUGCCGUCACCAAGCGCUGCAUCCCCCGCGUCUGGGUGUGCGACCGGGACAACGACUGUGUGGACGGAUCAGACGAGCCCGCCAACUGCACACAAAUGACGUGUGGUGUGGAUGAGUUCCGGUGCAAGGAUUCGGGCCGAUGCAUCCCAGCGCGCUGGAAAUGCGACGGGGAGGACGACUGCGGGGACAGCUCGGAUGAGCCCAAGGAGGAAUGCGACGAGCGCACCUGCGAGCCGUACCAGUUCCGCUGCAAGAACAACCGGUGUGUGCCAGGCCGCUGGCAGUGCGACUACGACAAUGACUGCGGGGACAACUCGGACGAGGAGAGCUGCACGCCCAGGCCCUGCUCGGAGAGCGAAUUCUCCUGCGCCAACGGGCGUUGCAUCGCUGGCCGCUGGAAAUGCGACGGGGACCACGACUGCGCCGACGGCUCCGAUGAGAAGGACUGCACACUGCGCUGUGAGUUCGACCAGUUCCAGUGCAAGAACGGGCACUGCAUCCCCAUGCGCUGGCGCUGCGACGCCGACGCCGACUGCAUGGACGGCAGCGACGAGGAGAACUGCGGCACCGGGGUGCGCACCUGCCCCCUGGACGAGUUUCAGUGCAACAACACCCUGUGCAAGCCGCUGGCAUGGAAGUGUGACGGAGAGGACGACUGUGGGGACAACUCGGACGAAAACCCCGAGGAGUGCUUGAGGUUCCAGUGCCCGCCCGGCCGACCGUUCCGCUGCAAGAAUGACCGCGUGUGCCUGUGGAUCGGGCGUCAGUGCGACGGCAUCGACAACUGCGGGGACGGCACAGAUGAGCGGGACUGCGAGUCGCCCACCGCCAGGCCCAAGAGCUGCAACCACGAGAAGAACGAAUUCCUCUGCAAGAAUAAGAAAUGCAUCAGCUCCUUCCUGCGCUGCAACUUCUUCGACGACUGCGGGGAUGGCUCGGACGAGGAGCAGUGUUCCCAGGGCGAUCCCAAGAUGUACGGCUGCCACACCAACGUGACCAUGUGUGGGGACGAGGCCAAGUGCGUCCAGUCCCAGACGGCCGUGUACUGCACCUGCCGCAGUGGCUUCCAGAAAGCCCCUGACAAAAAUACCUGCCAAGACAUCAACGAGUGCUCGACGUUCGGGACCUGCUCCCAGCUCUGCAACAACACCAAGGGGUCCCACGUCUGCAGCUGCACCCGGAACUUCAUGAAGACCCAUCACAUGUGCAAGGCGGAAGGCUCGGAGCAGCAGAUCCUCUACAUCGCCGACGACAACAAGAUCCGCAGCAUGUACCCCUUCAACCCCAACUCGGCCUACGAGCCGGCCUUCCAGGGCGACGAGAAUGUGCGCAUCGACGCCAUGGACAUCUACGUCAAGGGCAACAAGAUCUACUGGACCAACUGGCACACGGGCAAGAUCUCCUACCGCGAGCUGCCGUCGUCCACCGCCUCCAACCGCAACCGCCGGCAGCUGGACGGGAGCGUCACCCACCUCAAUAUCUCGGGGCUCAAGAUGCCGCGGGGCAUCGCCGUGGACUGGGUGGCCGGGAAUGUCUACUGGACGGACUCCGGGCGCGACGUCAUCGAGGUGGCGCAGAUGAAGGGUGACAACCGCAAGACGCUGAUCUCGGGCAUGAUCGACGAGCCCCACGCCAUCGUGGUCGACCCGCUUCGAGGGACCAUGUACUGGUCCGACUGGGGCAACCACCCCAAGAUCGAGACGGCCGCGAUGGAUGGGACCAUGAGGGAGACGCUGGUGCAGGACAAUAUCCAGUGGCCAACAGGCCUGGCUGUCGACUAUCACAAUGAGCGGCUGUACUGGGCCGACGCCAAGCUCUCUGUCAUCGGCAGCAUCCGUCUCGACGGCACCGACCCCGUCGUGGCCAUCGAUAACAAGAAAGGACUGAGCCACCCCUUCAGCAUCGACAUCUUUGAGGAUUACAUCUAUGGCGUCACCUACAUUAACAACCGCAUCUUCAAGAUCCACAAAUUCGGGCACGGGCCCGUCACCAACCUGACGUCUGGGCUGAACCACGCCACCGACGUGGUGCUCUACCACCAGUACAAGCAGCCGGAUGUGACCAAUCCCUGUGACAGGAAGAAAUGCGAGUGGCUCUGCUUACUCAGCCCCAGCGGCCCCGUCUGCACCUGCCCCAACGGGAAGCGGCUGGACAAUGGCACGUGCGUGGUGAUCCCUUCGCCCACCGUCUCGCCCGUCGUCCCGACCAGCGACACCUGCGACCUGGUCUGCCUGAACGGGGGGAGCUGCUUCCUGAACGCCCGCAAGCAGGCCAAGUGCCGCUGCCAGCCACGCUACAACGGCGAGAAGUGCCAGCUGGACCAGUGCUGGGAUUACUGCCAGAACGGGGGCACCUGCGCCGCCUCCCCGUCAGGGAUGGCGACGUGCCGCUGCCCCACCGGCUUCACCGGGCCCCGGUGCAACCAGCAGGUGUGUGCCGAAUACUGCCUGAACAAUGGCAGCUGCAGCGUCAACCAGGGCAACCAGCCCAACUGCCGCUGCCCGGACGGCUUCCUCGGCGACCGCUGCCAGUUCCGUCAGUGCUUCGACUACUGCGAGAACGACGGCGUGUGCCAGCUGGCGGCCGGUGGGGCCAAGCAGUGCCGCUGUCUGCCGAAGUACGAGGGCGCCCGCUGCCAGGUCAGCAAGUGCUCCCGCUGCCAGGAGGGCACAUGCAGCAUCAACAAGCAGACCGGCGAGGUCACCUGCACCUGCCCAGAUGGCAAGGUGGCACGGAGCUGCCUGACCUGCGACAACUACUGCCUGAACGGGGGCACCUGCACCAUGAACAGCAGGACACAGAUGCCAGAAUGCCAGUGCACGACGGAUCUGACGGGGCUGCGAUGCGAGGAGUUUGUGGUCAGCGAGCAGCAGAGCGGCCGAACAGCCUCCAUCGUCAUCCCCAUCGUAUUGCUGCUGCUCAUCGUGCUGCUGGCCCUGGCAGUCUUCUGGUACAAGCGGCGGGUUAAAGGCGCCAAGGGCUUCCAGCACCAGCGGAUGACCAACGGCGCCAUGAACGUGGAGAUCGGGAACCCCACCUACAAGAUGUACGAGGGGGAGCCGGAGGACGAUGUGGGGGAGCUGCUGGACGCCGACUUCACCCUGGACCCAGACAAGCCCACCAACUUUACCAACCCUGUCUACGCCACCCUCUACAUGGGAGCCCACAACAGCCGGAACUCGCUGGCCAGCACAGACGAGAAGCGGGAGCUGCUGUCGCGGGGCACGGACGACGACCUGGCUGACCCGCUGGCAUAGGGGGCAGGGAGGGGGGGUUGGGCAACCCCCUAGCGCAGGGGGCAGAGACGGGGGAGGGGGCUGCGGUGCCGCCAGUUUGGAAAAGCAGCCAAUAAAGAGACAAGCUGGGGGGGGACAGACACUGUAUAAAUGUACAAAUGAAGGAUUAUUACUUUUAUAUGUGAGCAGUAUUAUUACCUGUCUAUUCCCCGGGCCAGGCUCCCCCUGCGGGACGAGCUGGCAUCUCAGAGCGGGCACAGCGAGGGGCUGAAGCCAGGGGGGUGUCGGAGCAGGAACAGCAAGAGGUUAAAGUGGGGGGGACACCCGGCUUGGCUCCAUAGGGCUGGGUCCAGGGCUGAUGGGGGGAUCCCCCCCUUGGCUGUGGGGGGAGCUGCAUGGCAGCAUUAACCCUGCAAUCACACCCCGCCUCCCCCGGAGCUGCCGGCUCCUCGGCUGGGUUCCGGUGGGUUCCCCCCCCCCAGAGUGCCAUGUCCAGGCCCCCCGAAGCGACGAACAAAUCAGUCUGGGGCCGACACCGUGACUCCAUCCCCCCCCUACCCACAGCCUCCCCCCACCAGCAGCUGCAGGGGGAGGAGCCAGAUGGUGCAUGGGAGAAAGUGAUGAGAGCUCCUCCCCCUUGUCCUCAACCCCGCCCCUCCCAUCCCCUUUCACCAUUGCAAUCCUGUCCCACCAAUCUAGUCCCUCACUCCAACCUCACCAAUCACCUUCCUUCCUGACCCACUCCCAUCCCACCAAUCACCUUCCUUCCCGCCCCUGCUCCCCACCAAUCACCUUCCUUCCUGCCCCCACUCCCAAUCACCUUCCUUCCCUUGUCCCGCUCCCAUCCCACCAAUCACCUUCCUUCCCUUGUCCCGCUCCCAUCCCACCAAUCACCUUCCUUCCCGCCCCUGCUCCCCACCAAUCACCUUCCUUCCCUCAUCCUGCUCCCAUCCCACCAAUCACCUUCCUUCCCGCCCCUGCUCCCCACCAAUCACCUUCCUUCCCUCAUCCUGCUCCCAUCCCACCAAUCACCUUCCUUCCUACCCCCACUCCCAUCCCACCAAUCACCUUCCUUCCCUCGUCCCGCUCCCAUCCCACCAAUCACCUUCCUUCCCGCCCCUGCUCCCCACCAAUCACCUUCCUUCCCUCGUCCCGCUCCCAUCCCACCAAUCACCUGCCCCAGAGCACUCUCUGGGUGGGAUCCCCUUUUCCUCCUCCCCCCGCCCCGGCACUGAUUCCCGGGGUGGCUCCAUCGGGGCUGGGGGCGUUUGGGGGCCUGCGCCCCCUGGCCCCGCGGCUGGAGCUGGGGGCUCCUUUCCUUUGCGCCCGGCGCCACGUUUAGUGCAUGCUCCUGCGGCCGAAGGGGGGGACCCGGGCACCGCGCUGGGCACCGCGCCGGGCACCGCGCUCACCUAGGGCUGCCGCCGGCCUGCCCCACGGGGCCAGCUUCAUCUCCACUCGUUUCUCCCACAGGCAUUUUUUUUAAAACCGAAUCAAAUGGCCUAGCUUUUCUAGUAGGGACGGGAUAACGCCUGUGGGGGGCGGGGCCCUCCGGCCUUUGGCGAGGGGGCACCUUUUCAUAACUUUUGCUGGAUUACUUUACAACUAAACACAGAGAUUGUUAUAAAUAAAAUUUUUAAAAACUGA
Messenger RNA from Dermochelys coriacea (leatherback sea turtle), 15737 nucleotides. It is a transcript of the gene LRP1, whose product is annotated as LDL receptor related protein 1. The record is from RefSeq and is a predicted model, not a curated record. Gene Ontology annotation, molecular function: calcium ion binding; protein binding. NCBI's taxonomy places the organism in Eukaryota, Metazoa, Chordata, Testudines, Dermochelyidae.